CAAUUAUUUGUUUCGUCGUUGGACUCUGCGGAACAUAGUGGCUGUGUUGUGGAAAUUCUGUCCUGUCAGGCUCCCAGACUGACUAAGGAGAGAUCGCUCCUGGGAAGCGAAUGAGGAAACAAGUCAUUCUACUCUUCACGUACAGGGGACUUGUUAGAAAAGGAAAAAAAAGCAAAAGACGAAAAUGGCCAGUUUUAUUAUACGGUCAGCAAUUCCCGGGGACUGUAAAGACAUAUUGCGACUCAUAAAGGAACUGGCAAAAUAUGAAGAAAUGGAGAACCAAGUUGUGCUUACUGAGAAAGAUCUGCUUGAAGAUGGCUUUGGAGAACAUCAAUUUUACCACUGUCUUGUUGCAGAAGUACCAAAGGAGAACCAGACUGUUGAUGGUUACACUGUUGUUGGGUUUGCCAUGUACUAUUUCACGUAUGACCCAUGGAUAGGAAAACUGCUUUAUCUUGAAGACUUCUUUGUGAUGAAUGAGUUCAGAGGGUAUGGUAUGGGAUCAGAGAUAUUUAAGAAGCUAAGCCAGAUUGCAGUAAAGUGUCGUUGCAGCAGCAUGCACUUCCUGGUUGCUGAAUGGAACGAGCCAUCAAUAAAGUUUUACAAGAGACGUGGAGCAUCUGACCUUUCAACUGAAGAAGGAUGGCGCCUCUUCAAAAUAGACAAAGAGUACUUGUGCAAAAUGGCAUCUGAAGAGUGAGAGGGAACUUCAAGAAGCAGCACAAAAUGAUUCAUUUUUUUUUUUUAAUAAAAUUUUUUUUGCGUAUGAUUCUGUAGUGUAUUUGCAUGGUGACUAAUUCAAAGCUUUACCAGUGGCAUUGUAGCAUAAUAUAUUGUCACCAGUUGUGUCUUGGUACCUUUGACAAGUCGUUCAAUCUCAAGACCUCCUUCAAACCUAAGAUAGUCAGUUGCGUUUGUGUGUGUGUAUAUAGAACUUCAUUCUUGUAAGUCAUUUGAUUGUGUACAAUGUACAUACUGGUAUAUAGGUUUUUGUUAAUAUUAACCUGUUUUUAUUAAAGAGCAUUUUCUGUUUAAA
This is a messenger RNA of Bombina bombina (fire-bellied toad), 1036 nucleotides long. RefSeq names its product spermidine/spermine N1-acetyltransferase 1 (gene SAT1). The record is from RefSeq and is a predicted model, not a curated record. Gene Ontology annotation, molecular function: N-acetyltransferase activity. Gene Ontology annotation, cellular component: cytosol. Lineage: Eukaryota; Metazoa; Chordata; Amphibia; Anura; Bombinatoridae. The coding region runs from base 185 to 700 and encodes 171 amino acids. The transcript has 6 exons.